Molecule: messenger RNA, 1401 nt
Organism: Terrapene triunguis (Three-toed box turtle)
Lineage: Eukaryota; Metazoa; Chordata; Testudines; Emydidae
Gene: RAB30
Product: RAB30, member RAS oncogene family
Exons: 5
Coding region: 481-1092 (203 amino acids)
Biological process (GO): Rab protein signal transduction
Cellular component (GO): trans-Golgi network
Molecular function (GO): GTP binding; GTPase activity
Source: RefSeq, a predicted model, not a curated record
AACCCACACCACCAACAUGGCCGCCGAGCGCACCCUCUCCGUCCCCCUCCCACACCCAGUUUUCUCUGCGGCUGCGCGGCGCGGAACCUUAUAGGAGUUGUAGUUCUCCCAUGCACCUGGGGCUUGCUGCUAGACGUGGGAGCGAACUACAAAUUCCAGAAUGCCGCUCCGCCGAUCUUAAGGGGCCAAUGGGAGGCUUCCCCCCUCCUCCCUCCCCCCCGGCCAUAGGGAUGAUGUCAUUGCAAAACAGGCAGGGGAGGUUUCUGCACUGCAAUUCAUUGUGCUACGCUAUAGCCUCCUCCCCCUGCUGCUGAAGCACUAGGGCAGUGACUAAAUCUCAAGCAAAGGGGAGGGGGGACCAUAUAGACAUCCCAAGGGAGCUGCAAGCCCUACCCCAUGUCUAGGUGAUUGAAUCCCACGUUGUGUCUUGUUUUAUGGUCUCGCAAGGGAAGGGGGGAAAUCCCAAAUCCAGCUGUGUAAAUGAGUAUGGAAGAUUAUGAUUUUCUGUUCAAAAUUGUUUUAAUUGGCAACGCUGGCGUGGGGAAAACCUGCUUAGUCCGACGCUUCACUCAGGGGCUUUUCCCACCAGGUCAAGGAGCCACUAUCGGAGUUGACUUUAUGAUUAAGACUGUGGAGAUAAAAGGUGAAAAAGUGAAGCUGCAGAUCUGGGACACGGCAGGGCAGGAGAGAUUCCGGUCCAUUACGCAGAGUUAUUAUCGCAGCGCUAAUGCAUUAAUAUUGACCUAUGACAUAACCUGUGAAGAAUCCUUCCGAUGCCUUCCCGAAUGGCUGAGAGAAAUUGAACAGUAUGCCAGCAAUAAGGUCAUAACUGUGCUAGUGGGUAAUAAGAUUGAUUUAGCCGAGAAAAGAGAAGUCUCCAAACAAAGAGCUGAAGAAUUUUCAGAGGCCCAAAACAUGUACUAUCUGGAAACUUCUGCUAAAGAAUCGGAUAAUGUGGAAAAACUCUUUCUGGACUUAGCUUGCCGGCUGAUCAGUGAGGCAAGACAGAAUACGCUUGUGAACAAUGUGGCAUCCCCAUUACCAGGAGAGGGGAAAAGUAUCAGCUAUUUGACUUGCUGCAAUUUCAAUUGAGGGCUGGCCCAAGAUCCACCCCAAAAGGGCCAAGAGGUUUUUUGCUGAGAUUUAUCUCAGUGAAGGCAAUUCCUGCCACUUUGACCCAUCUGACUCACACCUAAGUCAGGUUCCUGAUCUUAAAGCAUGGCAGGCUGGCCGCUCCACCUGCAAGUCAACAUAGCAGAAUAUAAUAUGGUUUAAUCUUUUUUGCAGUCUCUGGAGUUGGUUAGGAAAAAUAGUUUGCACAAGGCGCUCAUUCAAAUCCAGAGCAUGGGCUGCUACGUCACUUUCUGUUGGAGAUUAGAACAGCCUCCCUGGAUGAUACGG